AUGUUCUCCCUCCCAACAACAACCCUCCUCUUCACACUUGGCCUCACCCUCGCCGCCCCCGCCCCAAUGACCCCAAACCCCUCCACGCCCGCGGCCUCAACCCCUCCUGCGCCCCAGGCGGCAACUUCGACCUCACAAAACCAAAUCUCAGGCAGCAAACUCGCAGGCUGCUCCGGCUACAAGAGCAAGGAUGUGUUCUUCACCAACACAUCUGACGGCGCGCUCGUCCUAAAAGUCUGCGGCUCCUCGGACAGCUGUGGCUGCGUGACCACCAAAAACAGCAAGCACUGCCGCACCGAGCUUCGCGAGAAAAGCCCGAAUUCGUGGUCUCCAAAGGCGUCUGUAAAUCGCCUGCACGCCUCGCUCAAGGUCGUGAAAGCAGAUGGCUCUGCGCACGGAACCGUCGUGGGCCAGAUCCACGUCGACGACUCUGUCUCCAAAAAGCCCGUGUGUGAGCUGUUCGUCAACGAAAAGGGCGAGGUUACCAUGGGCGUGGAGCAGGUUCCUGAUGAGAGUAGCUUGAAAAUGACGAAGGUGGGCAAGGUGAAGAUUGGGAAGCAGUUUGAGUAUGAGAUCAGGUAUGAGAACGGGAAGCUGAGCGUUUCAAUCGAUGGCGGCGAGCAAAAGGUUUUGGGAACUGGCGGACUGAAGAGUCCGCUGAGCUACUUCAAGGCUGGAAAUUACAACCAAGGGAAUAGCCCAAGUGAGGUGCACUUUUACAGCAUCGACGUGCAACAUGGUGGAAAGAAGAGGGAUGCUCAUGAGGUAGAAUAG
Messenger RNA from Didymosphaeria variabile, 774 nucleotides. RefSeq lists its product as uncharacterized. The record is from RefSeq and is a predicted model, not a curated record. Bases 1 to 774 code for a protein of 257 amino acids. The transcript is spliced from 2 exons. Lineage: Eukaryota; Fungi; Ascomycota; Dothideomycetes; Pleosporales; Didymosphaeriaceae.